AAGUAGGAUUUGACCCCACCGUGGGCUAUGAAAACCAUUUUCAGAAAGGGGGACAGUCGGUCCUACAACGAGGUUGGAUGUUCAUAUAGCAUAAUAGUCUCAUCGAUAUAAAACUAGAACAGAUUACAAUAUAGCCUAGCGUUAGCCUACAAUGUUCCAGUUUAUUCUGGAAUUGUUCAGCGUUGUACAGACUUCAUUCCGAACUUUGAACAAAGCUGCUCGCGGGGCUUCCAGUGGUUACUUCUCGUCUCCGGUGAAAAGAAGAGGGUGGAGGGUUAAAUUGGUUUUCUCAGACUUUCACGGCAGUUUGCAGAGUCUCUCCCGGUCGUGUGAGUAAACUGAUCCGGACAGGCUCGGUCUAAUGCACUGUGGGGGAGGAGAGAGAGAAGAUACUCCAUCUCUCUUUUUAUUGGGCGCUGCCACUGAAAAGAAGAGGGUGGAGUGCUCAGUUGUUUUUCUCUGGCUUCAACGAUAGUUUGCAGAGUCUCUCCCCGUCUUGUGUGUAAACUGAUCCGUACAGGCUCGGUGUAUUUUCUUGAGAGAGAGAGAGAGAGAGGGGGAGGAGUGGGAGAAGAUACUCCAUCCCUCUUUUUCUUGGUCGCUUUACCGCGGGCGUUACAGUUCAACGUGCAGUUUCUUGCCAAUUCAUCAGGGCGGACUUAAUCCAACAGUGUGUUCGUCUUUGAAUAUGAAACACAUUUGAAUUCAUUCUGUAUUUCCGUUUUUUGGGCGUGAAGAAAAAUCUCUUGUCGUGGGGAAAGUGUCAAACUUCCAUACCGUGUCAUAUUUCCCGGGAUUUAGAGCGUCGUUGCUCGCUCGCUCCCUUUCGGCAUCUCACAAUGUUUUCUCUCCCGGGGAAGAACUGAACUUUUUUAGGACUUCGUUUUGGUUGUAAAAAUAGAGGAGACGAACCGAUUAGGACUGCGAGUUCGUGUUCAACUACAAAUUCCUGAGAGAUGGCGUGGCGGUGGGUCCUGGCUGCCAUCUUGGCGACGUUGUCUCUCUCCCUCCUCGGCUCCGCCUACGACGAGUUCACCUCCGACACCCUCAUCAACAACGUAGUCCAGGACCCAAUCACCAGCCGGCUGUACGUGGGCACGGUCAAUGCCCUCUACCAACUGGACCAAUCCCUGCACCCUGAGGCACACACCAGAACAGGACCCGAACUGGACAACCGCCAGUGUACCCCGCCCGUGACUUCCUGUGAGGAAGCAGUGGAGACAGACAACCAUAACAAACUGCUCCUCAUCCAUCCAUCCAAAGACACCUUGAUAGUGUGUGGGAGUCUGUACAGAGGAAUCUGUUCUCUGAGGAACCUGUCUAAUGUGGAGCAGCUGCUGUACUUCAGCGAUACGAAAGGAGAGAAGUCGUACGUGGCCAGUGCUGAGGAGAGUGUGUCGGUAGUAGGGGUCAUGUCUUACUACUUCAACAAGGACAAGGGGAACUUCACCGUCUUCCUGGUGGCUAAGGGCUACGGCAGCCAUGACAGCACCAAGCUGAUCAGCACCCGUAUCCUCCAGGUCCAUAGUGACUGGGUGUUGUUCGACAGCAUCAUCGAGGCCUCGGCCGUCCAGUCCAACCCCUUCACGCUGCGCUACCUCCAUGACUUCAGACACGCCUUCAAGGACGAGGGCUUUGUCUACUUCCUGUUCUCCAGAACCCUGGGCGCCCAGGAUUCAGGAACCAAGAACUUCACCUUUAUCUCCAGGAUGUGUGAGAACGACCACAACUACUACUCGUACACAGAGCUCCAGCUGAACUGCAGCGCGGGGAACAAGUACAACAAGGUUCAGGCAGCCUACGUGACCCUCCCAGGAGACGCCCUGGCCAAGAAUAUGAGCUCCUCUGGCUGGUACGGACCGGUUGGAGCCCAGGAUAAGGUUGUGUUUGUGGUGUUCAGCUCGGACGACGACAGCUCCAGCUCGGCAGUGUGUAUGUACCCACUGAGGGCCAUCAACCAGAGACUGGUGGAGAUCAUAGGAGCCUGCUACAGCACCAAGGGACAAAUAAACAACAAGUCUGCUGUCUACUCACCGUACUCCUCCAAGUCAGACGAGCUGUGUAAAAUUGAAAAUGAGAAGGGCAUGGUGACCAAUCAAAAGUGUGGUGCUGAGUUCCUGCCCUCCCCACUGGCCAGCAGGGCAGAGUUCGCCCUGGCAACCAACCCCGUUUUCACCAAGAAGGGCCUGAUGACCGCUGUGGCCGUCGCUGUGGAAACGGAGCACGCCGUUGCCUUCCUGGGGACUACUUUAGGAGAGGUGUUGAAGCUGCACCUGUCGACCAGUCCAGAGGUGUACGGCCGCGCCCCUGGGGAGAACACCGGGGACAAGGUCAACAAGAACCUGCUGUUUGACACCAGCCUCACACACCUCUACAUCACCACAGAGAAGAAGAUCACCAAGGUUCCAGUGCAGGCCUGCCACCUGAAGACAGACUGCCAGUCCUGUGUGGCACAGAAAGACCCCUACUGUGGCUGGUGUGUGCUGCAGGGCAAGUGUACCAGGAAGGGAGACUGUCCCAGGGCUGAGGAUGACAACACGUGGCUGUGGAGCCCCAACCAGCAGUGUGUUCAGAUCCAGGCCUUUAACCCACCCAACCUCAGCUGUAGGAAGACCGAGCAGGUUGAAAUCUACAUCCCCUCCCUCCCCAAGAUCGGCCCUUCUGACAUUAUCAAGUGCAGGUUUGGUUCGGACACUAGUGGAGCUGUGAUGAUGGACCAGAAGGUCAUCUGUGCCCUCCCCGACCCUGUGAACAUCCCCUCUACACCUGACAAGCAGGACUUUGUGACAGUGCAGGUGAAGAUCCUGGUCAACGACGCCAUCGAGGUGACGACCAGCGAAUACAAGUUCUACAACUGUGCCGCCACCGGCAGGAAGUCCAGGAACACGCCGUGUAUAGCAUGUGUGACCAGUGAGUGGCAGUGCCAGUGGAAUGCCCAGGACCACACCUGCAGUGACAGAGAUGUCUCUGUAGAUGGAGCUCACAUCGUCAAAGCCCAACAAGCUGAUAGCUGUCCUCAGUUUGAGAACCCAGACCCUCAUCUCAUCCCUGUAGGCUACCUCAUCCCCAUCAGCUUCCAAGGGAAGAACCUGGACAUUUACAAGGAUCACACAUUUAAAAUUGGCACGGAGCUCAUGAAACACACGGAGGAAGAGUUCACCUUUAAUGAGGGGUUAAAGUUCAACUUCAAGGGUUAUGAGUUUGCCUACGACAAGGAGCAGGAGGUCAAUGUGUCCUUCCACAUCAAAGACCGAGACACAGAGAAGGAGAUUGACAGCACUCUGACUGUGGUGUUGUAUAACUGUUCUCUGGGUCGUGAGGACUGCAGCCUGUGUAAGAAUGCUGACCCCAAAUACAGCUGUGUGUGGUGUGCCAACAUGAGGUCCUGUGUGUACAGAGAAUUGUGCCGGUCCCAAGAACCAGCUCAGUGCCCCAACCCCAAGAUCACUGAGAUCAUCCCUCGUUUCGGGCCUCUGAACGGUGGGAUAGUGGUGACCAUUAAAGGGUCUAACCUGGGCAUAAAGAAGGAGGACAUUAAGAAGGUGACGGUGGCUGGAGUGGACUGUGUUCACCAGGGGGACAGAUACUCUGUCUCCACCAGUGUUGUGUGUGAGAUCGGUCCGGUCCGGUCUUCAGUGGACCACCCAGGUCCCAUCAACCAGGGGGUAGUGGAGGUGGAGGUGGAGGGGGGCAGGAGAGGACGUUCAGAGGUCCUCUUCACCUACAGGGACCCCAUCCCUGAGAAAGUUUCCCCCCUGAAGGGCCCUGUGGCCGGGGGAACAGUCAUCACCAUCUCUGGGAAACACCUGGAUACGGCAAACAAGAAUGAUGUCAUUGUCACCGUGGGGGGAACGCCCUGUGAAGUGUUGUCGUUUGGCAGUGAGAUCACCUGUAAGACAGGUGUAUACAAGGGACAAAAGGUUCCAUUGGAGUCUCUGAGAGUCUCUGUGAAGUAUGGGAAGAGCACCACCAAGGACGUCCCCGUCACCUUCAACUUCCAGUACUCCGAGAACCCCAAACUCACGGACUACAGCCCCAAGACCAGCUUCGUAUGUGGAGGCAGGAGGAUCGUGUGUGUGGGCAGUGGUUUUGACCUCAUCCAGAGAGCCACCAUGAAUGUGCUGCCCUCUGCUGAUGACUUCCCUCAGUCCCCUCCUGUUGAGUUCAUCCAGUAUGCCGUACAUAAGAACGACACUGUGCUGCUGUUUGACAGUCCAGUGGUGAACAGGUCCUCUGAGACCCAGUCCUUUAGGGCCUUCCUCCAGCUAGACAACGUGAUAGAGGAACUGAAUUCCUUUGAGUACCACCCCGACCCAUUCUUCAAUGAACUGACCAAGAACAUCAUCACUGAAACCUCCAUCAUCAUCGUUACGGGUCGUGGUUUCAGCAAGGCCAUGACAGCUGAAGAAGCCCAGGCGUUCGUGGGAGAUGCGUCCUGUAAGGUGACCAUCCUGCAGGAUGACAAGCUGUUCCUGGAAGCUCCGUCCACCCAGCCCAGAGCCCGCUCCAAACGCCAGCGCAGAGACACCAGCUCCGACCCUUUGGACCUAACGAUAAAGUUUGGUAAUGGUGAGUGGGUGGUGGGCUCAGUGAACUAUGAGAGGAAGUAUGAGGUUCCUUUGGCUAUCAUCAUCCCAGCUGUCAUCGUCCCUAUGCUACUGUUCAUAGCUGUGUCCGUCUACUGCUACAGGAGGAAGAGCCAGCAGGCAGAGAGAGAGUAUGAGAAAGUCAAACACCAGUUGGAUCAUCUGGAGGAGAGCGUGAGAGACCGCUGCAAGAAGGAAUUCACAGACCUGAUGAUUGAGAUGGAGGACCAGACCAAUGACCUGAGUGAGGCCAGGAUCCCCUUCCUGGACUAUAAGACCUACACAGACCGGGUCUUCUUCCUGCCCUCUAAAGACGGAGACAACGACGUCAUGAUCACUGGCAAGCUGGACAUCCCAGAGGGACGGAAGGUCAUCGUAGCUCAGGCCCUCAACCAGUUCUCGAACCUGCUCAACUCUAAGACCUUCCUCAUCAAUUUCAUCAAGACCUUGGAGGGCCGUCCAGACUUUAACGCCAGGUCCAGGGUCUACUUUGCCUCGUUACUGACCGUGGCUCUGCAUGGUAAACUAGAGUACUACACAGACAUCAUGAGAAGCCUGCUGCUGGAGCUGAUGGAGGAAUAUGUGCACAGCAAGAACCCCAAACUCAUGCUGCGCAGGUGAGACACACCCUGC
Molecule: messenger RNA, 5219 nt
Organism: Oncorhynchus keta (chum salmon)
Lineage: Eukaryota; Metazoa; Chordata; Actinopteri; Salmoniformes; Salmonidae
Product: plexin-B2-like
Exons: 27
Biological process (GO): regulation of cell shape; negative regulation of cell adhesion; semaphorin-plexin signaling pathway involved in axon guidance
Cellular component (GO): semaphorin receptor complex
Molecular function (GO): protein binding; semaphorin receptor activity
Source: RefSeq, a predicted model, not a curated record